AGGGGGCCUGGGUGUAUCUAAAUUUGGAGCAAGCAAGACAAGACGACCCCGGCGAAUUGACGCGGCGAGAGUGAAGCGCGGCGAAAACGGCACACUGUGGCAUUGGCAAUGGCAGCAAUUGUCGCCCGCCUUCAGUGUGUGAGUCGCGAUAAACGCGAGCGAAACGACCAGCGCGGCGCAACUAAAAACCUCGUACCGACAACGCACACUAGCACACCAAAACCAUAUACAUAUACGGGCGAGAGAGCGCAUGCUCUCCGCCACACACACGUUGUUUUUUGUUCGCUUUUGUGGCGCCGCGCGAGUUUUGUCGCAGCAGCAAACACGCAAUAAAAGUUCAAAAACAGUUGAAGUAUACCGCGACGCGAGUAAAAAUCUUUCCUUCGACGUCGUCGCUGUUCGUUUGUAGUUGUUGUUGUGCGUCUGCUUUUCCGCGAAUUUUCGCGUGCAUUUAUAUAUAUGUGUAUAUAUAUAUGACAGACGAAAGGUAAAAAAAAAAACUUAGAACGGUGUAAACGCAAAAGUUAAGAAAAUGUGUGCCAAAUAUCUAGGAAACCCCCUCUUAUUUUUUUUUGUUUAAAUUAAUCCGCAUAUCAUGGUGUGCGGCGGCUGCAAGUCAUUUAUUUUCGCUCGCCGAGAAUCUUGCUUGCUCCAAAAAAAGUAUACAUCCAGAAAUAAGCGGAAAUUUGAAUGUUAUACGAUGACUGCAAACGGACAUUGCAACGGAAAAGGGAGGAAUUCGGAAAAUUAAAUACCGGGGAAAAGCUACUCAAACCGGACAUUGCAACGCAAGAGAAAGGAAUUCGGAAAAAAACUACGCAAAAGCGUCAGUUAAGUGAUAAUGAAUGCAAUGGAAUCGUUGAAGAGCCAAUAUUCCUAAAUAUAACAAAAACGAGAUAUUUUUCAUUGUUGGGGUCAAGUAGAAGAGCAGCCCCUUUUCACAAACAAGAAAUUCCCAGACUGCUGAUGACUUCUAAGAAGUUGAACCAAUAUGCCAAUGGCUGUAACAAAAUGUAGUUACUUUACUUUUAAGUCUGGACUGAAUGUAUUCUAUUAUCAUACAAAUUAAGUGUAUCAGCUAUAUUGUUUUAUGAAAAAAAGGGCUACAUGCUCUUAAAUAGAAAAUGUUUGAGAAACUGUAUAUGUAUAUUACAUGCAUCGUUGGAUGUUAGAAAAAAUGAAUAAGAAUCUUAGUCAAACGUUUCAUAGAAAUCAAAAUAAAUGGUUUUCUUAUGCACAAA
Molecule: messenger RNA, 1241 nt
Organism: Drosophila rhopaloa
Lineage: Eukaryota; Metazoa; Arthropoda; Insecta; Diptera; Drosophilidae
Gene: lawc
Exons: 3
Coding region: 251-409 (52 amino acids)
Source: RefSeq, a predicted model, not a curated record